ACCGGAAAGACAUGGUUCCAGCUUGUGUGCAUGUCCCUGUGGGGAGACACACGUUUGCUUUUUAGUUAGAAAUCUGAUAUUCAAAUGAAAGCUACGUGUCUGUGUAGCGGAGCAUCACGUCUGGCUGUUGUUCACACGGAGAGGAAACAUGAAGCAAGACGUCAGGAUACUUUUACUCGGGGAACCCAAGGUGGGGAAGACGUCCCUCAUCAUGUCUUUGGUUGGAGAGGAGUUUCCAGAACAGGUUCCGUCCAGAGCUGAAGAGAUCACCAUCCCAGCUGAUGUGACACCAGAGAAAGUGCCCACACACAUAGUGGACUAUUCAGAAAAAGAACAGAGUGACGUAGUCCUUAAAGAUGAAAUCAUCAAGGCUAAUGUGGUGUGUGUGGUUUAUGAUGUCACCAACGAGGACACCAUCGAGAAGAUCAAAACUAAAUGGAUACCUUUAGUAAAUGGAGACGCUGAGAAAGGGAACAAGGUUCCCAUCAUUCUAGUGGGAAACAAGUCAGAUCUGCGCUGUGGAAGCUCAAUGGAAACCAUUCUUCCCAUUAUGAACCAGUUCUCUGAGAUUGAGACAUGUGUUGAGUGUUCAGCUAAGAACCUGAAAAACAUUUCAGAGCUGUUCUACUAUGCGCAGAAGGCAGUUCUUCAUCCAACUGCCCCACUUUACGACCCUGAAGACAAACAGCUGAAACCACUGUGUGUCCGAGCCCUCAGCAGAAUAUUCUAUGUUUCUGACCAGGACAAUGAUCGUAUCCUCAGCGAUGCUGAACUCAAUAGAUUUCAGAAAUCUUGUUUUGGGAAUCCUCUGGCACCUCAAGCCUUAGAAGACGUGAAGACCGUAGUGUGGAAGAACACCAGCGACGGAGUGCAGGACAAUGGCCUGACCCUAAACGGUUUUUUGUUCCUCAACACGUUAUUUAUCCAAAGGGGUCGUCAUGAAACCACAUGGACCAUCCUCAGGAAGUUUGGUUAUGAUGACAACCUCGAGCUGACUGAUGAUUACCUCUACCCAGAGCUACGAGUUCCCUUUGGCUGCACUACAGAACUUAAUCAUCUAGGUCACCAGUUCCUCCAGAAGCUGUUUGAGAAGUAUGAUGAAGACAAAGACUCGGCCCUGUCCCCAGCAGAGCUCAGGAACCUGUUCUGUGUGUGUCCUUACAUGCCCUGGGGUUCGGAGGUCUAUGUGACGGUUCCAACCACUGAUGAGGGCUAUAUCUCGAAUCAUGGCUACCUUUGUCAGUGGACGCUUUCCGCAUACCUUGACAUCCACCGGUGCUUGGAGCACCUAGGAUAUCUAGGCUAUCCCAUCCUCACUGAGCAGGAGUCACAGACUGCCGCAGUCACAGUGACGCGGGAGAAAAGGGUGGACCUGGAGAAGCGCCAGACACAGCGGUCAGUGUUUCUCUGCAAGGUGAUCGGGCCGCGGGGGACGGGCAAAACGGCCUUUCUCCAGGCCUUUGUGGGCCACAGUGUUGUGGAUAAGGGGAAAUCUAGCAGUGCCUUCUCUCCCUAUGCAAUAAACACUGUCCAAGUCAGCAGCCAGGAGAAGUACCUGAUUCUCAAUGAGGUGGACGUGGAGGCAGAGUUUCUGAAAGCCUCAGACGCUGCCUGUGAUGUUGCUUGUCUCAUGUAUGACACCAGUGACCCACAUUCCUUUGACUAUUGUGCCAGUAUAUACAAGCAACACUACAUGGAGAGCAAAAUCCCAUGUGUACUGGUUGCCUCCAAGGUGGACCUUGCUGAAGUCAAGCAGUUCCACGGGAUGACCCCAGCUGAGUUCUGUUAUAAACACCGCCUGCCUCCACCACUGCCCUUCUCUAGCGUUUUCCUGGACUCCACCAGCAAGAACAUCUACACCCGGCUCGCAUGGGCAGCGAUGUACCCACACCUGAAUGGUUCUGAUAUGAGCAACACAUCCUUCUGGCUGCGGGUUGCGUUGGGCUCGGCCGUGGUUGCGGUUCUGGGCUUUGCCAUCUACAGAGCUGUCGCUAGAGUAAAAUGACCAAGUAGCAGCUGAGCUUUUUUUUUUCUUCAACAUAACUCUCCAUCCGUUCCUCAAGACGAAACCUUCGGAGCCACGGCACUGUCAACUAGAUGACGUCUGCAUCAGAAUCUUUCAGACUUUUCCCCCGUCGUCCCAGUCAGCAGAUCCAAAAGCCAGUGGGAUGCUAAUGAAUGCUGUGGCCAGAUUUUUUUUUUUGCCUUACACUGUAGCCAGGCUGAGUAGGAGCCAGCCUGCCUGCGCUUGGUACGCUGACACAAAAACCACUGAUCAUUUCCAAAAAGGUGCUUUAUAACAAUGUCUGAAAUACAGGAAGAUAAGUGUCAGUUCUGCUUCAUUUGCUCCAGUCCUGAGUGUUAUUAGUGAGACUGGAGUUUUUGGCAGGUUGACUAGACUGACGAACCAAUGAGUGGCACGUGAGGAAUCCUCAUUGGCAGCUGCUUCACCUCAACGAACAGUACUUUUCUUCUUGACCAAACCACCACAGAUACAUCUCCAUAUCUGAUUUGCCAAAUAACUGCAUCAGUCAUUGCAUGUUGUUUAUUGUGGCCUCAUGAUCGAAUGAACUCCUCUCAUUAGCUUUGAUUUUAUUGUUGAGAUGUUUUAGCAGUAUGGGCUCUGCUGGUUUGCAGUGGCAGGGAGCGCAUUGUCUUUGUGCAUGGAGACGAUGAGCUGUUAUAAGCUUUGGACAAUGCCAGAUUUUAUAUGCAUCUAAAAGAGGUUUAUUUUUCCGCUCAUGGAAUCCUUUAAAUGUUCAUGACAAAUGUGGUUAAGUUUGUCUUUGCUUUUAUCCAACCCUCCACAUUAAAUUUGACUUGAUGGACACCGAUGGAUUACUUGUGCACACACAUUCACUUGACAUUGUACACACUGUGAUCAUGUUAGGAAAUCUACCAUUGCAUCAGUGUAAGGAUCAUUAACGCCUGUUCUAAUUAUUAGUCGGCAACCUGCUGUUUCUCCAGGACAUCUGUGACUUUUGCAAUAUGGCUGCUUUCUUACUGAAAUUGAACUGACAUAGAUGCUUAAUAAAUGACCAGACUGGG
This is a messenger RNA of Betta splendens (Siamese fighting fish), 3048 nucleotides long. RefSeq names its product ras homolog family member T2 (gene rhot2). Lineage: Eukaryota; Metazoa; Chordata; Actinopteri; Anabantiformes; Osphronemidae. The coding region runs from base 149 to 2005 and encodes 618 amino acids. The record is from RefSeq and is a predicted model, not a curated record. Gene Ontology annotation, cellular component: mitochondrial outer membrane. Gene Ontology annotation, molecular function: calcium ion binding; GTPase activity; GTP binding. Gene Ontology annotation, biological process: small GTPase-mediated signal transduction; mitochondrion organization. The transcript has 19 exons.